AUGAAGUUUAGCGCUAUCUUUGCUGGCCUCAGCCUCAGCCUCAUCACGGCCUCAGCAUUCCACAUCCCCGAAGGGACCCCCGAUGGCGUCUACUCCGUCAGGACCUACCCAAACGGCACCGAAGUGCACACUCGCCUCUCCGGGCCCGCGCCUGUCACUCGCCGUAACGCUCACCAGAAGCGCAUAACAAUCGACUCAACAGCAUGCUAUCCCUCCGAAGGCACCGAAGAACUCGACAACGCCAGCACCGACGCCGCGAACGCCGCCUUGCAAGCCCAGUGCGGCGACGGCGCAGAGAUUGACGGCUACGACGACAUCUAUUCCAUCAGUGCAUGCGUCGUCGCAUACGCGUGCAAUUUUUCGGCGCCCGAUGAGGCUCCCUAUGCGCCAUAUCCGGUCUUCUGUUACCGGUCUGACAGUAUUGCUGCGAACCAAGCCAUCACCCAGGCUUGUGGUGCGUAUAAGCCUGGAUCGGUGCUUGAUGGUCCGAACGAUUAUCUGAUUUCCUAUGGGUAUGAGAGUUAUUGUACCGCUAAGGGGCAUAACUUUUGUGGAAGAGGGGCUUAG
This is a messenger RNA of Zasmidium cellare ATCC 36951, 567 nucleotides long. RefSeq lists its product as uncharacterized. Bases 1 to 567 code for a protein of 188 amino acids. The record is from RefSeq and is a predicted model, not a curated record. NCBI's taxonomy places the organism in Eukaryota, Fungi, Ascomycota, Dothideomycetes, Mycosphaerellales, Mycosphaerellaceae. The transcript has a single exon.